AUGAGAUCAAACUUUCCCAAUCAACAUCUGUUCCGCCACCAAAACGGAAGAAAUCACCGGCGUCAACCGCCACUGAAAAAGUCAACGAAGAGAGGUCAAGUCAACAACAUGAUCAAGAAAUUAAUAAUAGCAACUUUGAUAAAUUCAACAAAAGACAAAUAUGAGAUCAAACUUUCCCAAUCAACAUCUGUUCCGCCACCAAAACGGAAGAAAUCACCGGCGUCAACCGCCACUGAAAAAGUCAACGAAGAGAGGUCAAGUCAACAACAUGAUCAAGAAAUUAAUAAUAGCAACUUUGACUCAAUUAUUUGCAUGUCAAUUCUAAUGGUGACCCUAUUGAUAAUGUUGUUUUGGGGCAAGGCUUGUGCCAUUAUUUGUACGUGUGCAUGGUUUUAUUUUCUUCCUCGGGUUUCGAAUACCGGAGAUCAUUGCUGGAAAGGUUGGCAACUUGGCAUUGCCGGCGGCAUUAACGUGAACUCGGAGGAGUACAAGAAGAAAGUUGUGUUGGAAGGAUUUUUGGAGAGAAAUCAUAAGAAUGGUGUUGGAUUUUUGUAG
Messenger RNA from Lycium ferocissimum, 555 nucleotides. RefSeq lists its product as uncharacterized. The record is from RefSeq and is a predicted model, not a curated record. The transcript has a single exon. NCBI's taxonomy places the organism in Eukaryota, Viridiplantae, Streptophyta, Magnoliopsida, Solanales, Solanaceae. The coding region runs from base 1 to 555 and encodes 184 amino acids.